AUGACAUGCACUUGCCCAUAUCUAUGGUCUAGUUCCAAACAAAACUCGCUAUCUAAACUUCAUCUUCUCUAUUAUGAAGGUCUUAGAGAUGCCAAUCGAGGGUGUGAUGGUGUUUUCCAUACUGCUUCGCCUGUGAGAUUCCCCGACGAUGAUGUGGGGCCGGCGGUGCUUGGAACAAAGAACGUGAUUUUCGCAGCUGCCGAGGCUAAAGUCCACCUUCUGGUGUUCACAUCAACAAUUGGUUCCGUUGACGAGUCCUGCUGGGGCGAUCUUGACUACUGCAAGAACACUAAGAAUUGGUAUUGCUAUGGAAAAACUGUGGCGGAGCAUGUGGCGUGGGAGGAGACGAAGAAGAGAGGGCUGGAUCUGGUGGUGGUGAAUCCAUCUCUGGUGCUUGGACCACUGCUGCAACCAACAAUCAAUGCUAGCAUUAUUCACAUUCUUAAGUAUUUAAAUGGAUCCGCCCAGACUUAUGCUAAUUCUGUUCAGGCAUAUGUGCACGUUAAGGAUGUCGCACUUGCCCAUAUUCUCAUUUACGAGAAUCCGGGCGCCUCCGGCCGAUACCUCUGUGCAGAAAACAUGCUUCACCGUGGCGAAGUGGUGGAGAUUCUUGCCAAGUUCUUCCCUCAAUAUCCCGUCCCCACCAAGUGUUCAGAUGAGAAGAGCCCAACAGUGAAACCCUACAAAUUUUCAAACAAAAAGCUGAAAGAUCUAUGGUUGGACUUUACACCGGCGGAGCAAUGCCCAUACAACACCGUUAAAAGCCUCCAUGAGAAGGGUCACCAUGCUCCUCCUAUCCUUUAAGAUGUUAGAAAAGGCGGUGGGUCAGGGCUGCUCUAGCCAAGCCAGCCCAUGAUAAAUACAAGGCCUACGGUUCAAUCCUAUAUAUAUAA
Molecule: messenger RNA, 893 nt
Organism: Mangifera indica (mango)
Lineage: Eukaryota; Viridiplantae; Streptophyta; Magnoliopsida; Sapindales; Anacardiaceae
Product: cinnamoyl-CoA reductase 1-like
Exons: 4
Coding region: 1-804 (267 amino acids)
Molecular function (GO): oxidoreductase activity, acting on the CH-OH group of donors, NAD or NADP as acceptor
Source: RefSeq, a predicted model, not a curated record